AUGGAUGAACUCUCAAGGGGCGAGUACCCGGGCAUGCUGACCCAUAUGCAGCCCUCGCAGGCCGUGCAGACUCUCAAUGACCGGGUCAAGCGUAUCAACAAGAUCAACCUUGAGAUUGCCGACUGGCUCCAGGAACGCCGUCGCGUGGAGGAGCAGUAUGCGCUCGGUCUGCGCAAGCUCGCCCAGUUCAAGACUCCCAACUCCCUCUCCGAGCUAGGGGUUUUCCAAGCACCCUGGCUUCGCAUCGUCGACGGUGUCGAACGUGUCUCUCAGCACCACCACCUGUUUGCCGAGCGCAUCGAGAAUGACGUCGAGCGGCCGCUGCGCUCGUACCAGCAACGCUCCGACUACCAGAACAUGCACCAAAUCUCCACCAACCUUGGAUCCAUGGCCAAGGACCUCGAGGACGCGCAGGAAAAGUCGGACAAGCUUAACAAGAAGGCCAACAAGGCGAGCACCCAGAAGAUCGACGCCGCCGCCGCCAAGCUCGAGUCGGCCUCGCAGCAGUGGGAGUCGCAGUCCCCCUUCAUCUUCGAAACAUUGCAGGCCUUGGACGAGACGCGCAUCAAUCAGCUCCGCGACCAGUUGACCCAGUACCAAACCCACGAGGCCGAUCUGGCUCAGCGAAGCCAGCUUAACACGGCCGAGACGCUUGCCGUCCUGCUCGAGGUCAGCACGGAAAAGGAGAUUCAAGAUUUCUCCCGCCGCAUCACCACCGUGAGGACUCGAACCUCGACCAGGCGCAUGUCCAUUCCCCGACCGCCGACGAGCUCAUCGCUCCCUCCGCUUCCAACAAGUGGCGUAAACUCCAACCCUCUGCCUGCACCACCCGAAAAUGCAAGCUCCCAACCGCCGGCGGAGGAUGACGCGGUCGAUCAAGUUUCGAUGCCACCUCCUGAAGGCAAGCCUGAGUCCAAACUGCGGCGGCUCGGAACGAUGCUGGGAGGCCGAAAGCGACAAAGUGUUCAGUUCGGUCAUAUGUCGUCGCCCCAGAAGGGCGGCGGCACCACCUUUGGCCGUUUGGGCAGCAGUCAUGGCCGCGUAGUGUCUCCCAGAACGUCUUCUACAAACCUCCACCAGGAUUCGGCGCACCUGACGUCGCUCGCCGAGUCGCCAGACCAACCGAGACCAGACGGAGUGCCGGUCCAGGGCAGCAAUUCCUUCGAGGCCACCAACGGAAUCUCGGGCAACGGCAAAGUGGCGGACCGUUCUGUCGCCGGCACCGGCGUCGUGAAUGGCACCCACAGGCUCGACGUUGCUGACUCGGCUCUGCAGCAAGGGGAAACAUCCGCUGCCAGGGAUGCCGCUGGCUUUACGGUACGAGCGCCGAUGAACGACCCCAUCACCAACGCACAGCGGGAAGCGGCUGCCGAGGAGGCCGAUCAACUUUUCAAGCUCAACAUUAAGAAUGAGCCUGUCGAGGACGAGGACCCCCAGGCCAAGCAGGCGGCCCUGUCCAACGUGGCCAAUACGCUCAAGAUGGGCCCUGCAACGCAACGCUCUGGAACGAUUAGGGGACGCCGCGACGUGCGAAACACCAUUUACGUUCCCGCGCCAACCGCUGCGACCUCGACUCUGUCGGAGAGCCAAUCCGACGGCGCCGGGCCCUCUACGACGGGCUCCCCACCCAUGUCCACCUCAUCGUUCUCACGACCGCCUGCCGUGAUGGCCCUGGCGUCGGAGGCGAGCGUCACCGGUACCUCGGACAGCCAGUCGGUUCGUUCGGGCAACUCGCUGGGCAGCCUAGCUCAUGCCAACCAUCCGGACAUGACCUCUCCCGGCCUCAACUGUUCCAUCAUCGAAACUGUGUCGGCAACGUUUGACAAGGGCGAAAUCAAGACGGUGUCCAUUGCCGGCGAGAUUGCGUUUGUAAAUAAUGCAACGAAUCUCAAAGACACGCGCGAAACGAUUCGAAUUAACCAGUUCCCGAGGCUCGAGCGCAUUGGGCCGAACCGCAUAUUUGUCCAAAACGCUUCGCCCGAUCAACCAGAUCAGUUCACGCUUGACGUCGCCCACAUUGCCAAGACGUCGAUUGCUUUUUCCUAUCGCGUCUUUGCCCAGGAGGCCGAGACGCCCGCUCUGGCCCAGCAUGCGCCAUUGCUGCUCAUACCGGCCUGGAAGCCACAGGGCGACAAGCUCGGCCUGUUGCUGCAGUACCAGCUCAACCCGUCAUCCAAUUUCGGCCCCAGCGUGACGCUGCGCAACGUCGUCUUCAUCGCGACAUAUAGCGGCAGGGCAGCCGGCGUGCAGACCAAGCCCAGCGGUACGCACCUCAAAGAGAAGCACCUGAUAUACUGGCGCCUAGGCGACGUCACCCUCACCGGCGACGUGCAAAAGAUUGUUUGUCGUGUCACCGGAGCCGAAGGGAACUGCCCGGCGCCGGGUCACGUCGAGGCCCGUUGGGAGUACGCCGCUUCACGGAACGAGGCCAUCGGUAGCGGCAUUUCUGUAUCACGGCUCUACGAGCCGGGAGCAGAAUUCGAUCCGUUCUCCGACCACGAUCGCCCGGUAGUGGGGGAGAAGAAAUGGCUCGACGUGCCGGUGCAGCGCAAACUCGCGAGCGGCAAAUACGAGGCCAAAUAG
Molecule: messenger RNA, 2583 nt
Organism: Drechmeria coniospora
Lineage: Eukaryota; Fungi; Ascomycota; Sordariomycetes; Hypocreales; Ophiocordycipitaceae
Product: fes/CIP4 domain-containing protein
Exons: 6
Coding region: 1-2583 (860 amino acids)
Biological process (GO): septin cytoskeleton organization
Cellular component (GO): cytoplasm; endocytic vesicle; cell division site
Source: RefSeq, a predicted model, not a curated record